Eimeria necatrix is the source of this 462-nucleotide messenger RNA. RefSeq names its product transaldolase, putative. Gene Ontology annotation, biological process: pentose-phosphate shunt, non-oxidative branch; carbohydrate metabolic process. Lineage: Eukaryota; Apicomplexa; Conoidasida; Eucoccidiorida; Eimeriidae. The transcript has 2 exons. Gene Ontology annotation, molecular function: transaldolase activity. Gene Ontology annotation, cellular component: intracellular anatomical structure. The record is from RefSeq and is a predicted model, not a curated record. Bases 1 to 462 code for a protein of 153 amino acids.
AUGUCCCUCGCAUCCCAGGAAAUGCCGAACUCCAAGACCACCCAGAAGCGGCGGGGCUCCACGGACGGCUCGGGGGCCCACGGGCCUGCGCAGAAGGCGCAGCGCACUGCGGAGAAGGCCGCAGCAGGCAGCAGCAGCAGCAGCAGCAGCAACGCGAGCAGCAGCAGCAACGUGCUGCAGCAGCUGGCGCGGCUCUCCACCAUUGUUGCAGACACUGCGGACUUCGAAGCAAUCAAAGAAUUCAGCCCCACAGACGCAACCACCAACCCCACCCUCGUGCUGCAGGCCGUCAGCAACUCCAAAUAUAAAAGUCUUUUCCAAAAAGCCAUCAAGGAGGCCCAGGAGGCCUGCAAGGGCAAGGACCUCGAGGCUGUACGUACACCCCAGCCAGCAGCAGCAGCAGCAGCUGCUGCUGCUGCUGCUGUUGCGGCGGCAGCAGCAGCAAGUUGCUGCUGGAGCUAG